AUGCCGCUAGAGUACGCCGGAGAGGUAUGGAAAGGAAAUAAGAAGGUAGUGAAAGAACUCGAGGCGGCGCAGAUGAAAGCAGCGAAAACCAUCCUAGGAUGCUCCAGGCGCACAAGUAAUGCAGCCGUGAGGGCAGAAUUGGGGAUCCAAUCCCUACGGUCGGGAAGAGACGCGAGAAAGUUGACAUGGCAGUACCGCAUGUGCGGGAUGGGAGAGGAGAGGUUGCUGAGAAUUGUAUGGGAGGCGAAGUGGGCAAACAAAAAGAGGGGUAGACAACCCACGGAAUGGGUCAAGGUUGUAGAGGACGUAUGGAAGGGGCUCGACAUCGACGAAGAUGAAACGCUGGAAACGGAGGGUCUACAGGGGUUCAAGGAGAAGAUAUCUGUUGCUUGUGCCGAGAGAGAAGAACAGAAUUUAUGGAAAGAAUCCAAGGAUAAGGAGGGUCUAAAAGUGUACGGAAUGUUGAAGGAAGGAAUAGGGUUCAAGGACUACCUACAUGGACCAAUGGAUGCAGGAACAAAGCUUAAGGUCAAAUUCAGGACCGGGGACAUAGGCCUUCGAGAACGUCGACGAAGACAUAGGACGGUAGACGAGGAAGACGACGAGUUCAAAUGUGAUUGCGGCUUCGAAUGCGAAGACCGUGUUCAUGUAGUCGCGGAAUGUCCGUUGUACAAGAAGGAGAGGGAAGUGUACGUGACUGAGCUGGGAAAAAUAGAUAGGCCGUAUAGGGAGAUGUUUGAGGCAUGGAAUAGAGAGGAAAGGACGGUAGCUGUACUGGGGCAAAGGAGGUAGUUUGAAAAGGCGGGAAGAGAUAUCGUUAGGAUAGGCAGACUAGGGAAGACAUAUUUGAGCCCACCUUUGGCAAAGUAGGGAGGAACAAUUGGUCAUCGGUGAUCGGUCCUGUGGGAACAAUGCUCCGUCCUCUCGAGGACGCGUGGUCAAUGGUCUAACCACUAAGGCAUGCAAAACAUAAGAGUACGCCCCCCUCUCCGCCCCGUGAAGAACCAGAAAAUAAAA
This is a messenger RNA of Ectocarpus sp. CCAP 1310/34, 1017 nucleotides long. The record is from the annotation of a GenBank genome assembly. Lineage: Eukaryota; Phaeophyceae; Ectocarpales; Ectocarpaceae.